CUCCACUAUAAAAAGAUGAUAAGUGAAGAUAAGAAGGUAUUGGGAUGGGAUUAUCAGGAAGGAAGCAAAAUGGGAAUCAAGGCAAUGAUGCUGUUCUUCAUCUUCUUCCUCCACUUUUCCAGUCUUGCAUCAUUUUUUGCUCUAGGCAACACCUUGCCUUCAGGACCAGUUCGUUUGCAGGAGAACAUGGAAGGUAAAGGAAUGGAUGAACAUGGUAGCUCUACAAAUGGGGGUGGAAAUGGCAUAGCCCACCACAGCAAAUUUGCCCGUGGUGCCGGUGGCCGAGCUGCAGGCACCGCAGGUGAGGAAGCAAAUGGUGGUACUAGCACACAAGGAGGCACAGCUGUCAUUCCCAUAUAUGCAGCCGGUGCUGCAAGUGGCCACCGCACCCACCAUGGCGCGGCCAGCUCCAGCCGAAGCUGCCUCGGACUUCCUACCUUGGGUGCAGCCAUCUUGGCAUCUGUUAUUGUACAUACUUAAGCAAGCAUGUAACAACAGUGUCUAAUUGCUUCAGUAUGUACAGUAUUGUUAGCUUUUGUUAUACUAUUGUUAGCUUUUGUCUCUAAGUACUUGGUUGAUGGGGGGCUUUUCUCUGAAUCUGUUUGGUUUUGUAUUUUCUGAACAUGGUAUUUGUAAUUUUGUAUUAGGCCAUAGAAUGGUUGAAGCAUGUUUUAGUGUUGCAACUGGCUUGUGCAGCUUAUUGCUGCGUGUUAAAAGAUUCCGUUUGUUUUGAUAUAAAAUAUUUUUUAUA
Cornus florida is the source of this 751-nucleotide messenger RNA. RefSeq lists its product as uncharacterized. The record is from RefSeq and is a predicted model, not a curated record. The coding region runs from base 16 to 480 and encodes 154 amino acids. NCBI's taxonomy places the organism in Eukaryota, Viridiplantae, Streptophyta, Magnoliopsida, Cornales, Cornaceae. The transcript is spliced from 2 exons.